CCGUUUUGCACUCUUUUGUAUUGAAAUUAGUAUGGAUCAGUGGACCCGACCCGUUUUAAGUUGCGGCUGGCACAUCACUUCAGCGGAUCCACUGCAUCAUGCAGCGCUUGGUGCUCCGCUUGUCGCGCGUGGCGCUCGCUGCCCACCGCCCGCGUGCGUCCGCCGCCGCUGCUGCUCGGGCGAUCUCCAGCACCUCGGCCAGCUCCGUGCCGGCCCUGGGCCGCCGCCGCACCUCGCGCGCGCAGGUCGUGGGCGACCUGGAGGCGCUGGUGCACGAGGCCAAGCACCAGGGCGGCCGCUUCCAGCCCAGCAUGGACUUCCUGCGCCGCGCCAGCACCGUGCUGCAGCUCUGCAAGACGCGCGAGCAGUGCACGGCGGCCAUCCCGCUGUGCCACAUCGUGGAGAAGGCCGCGGCCACGCACGGCAAGGCCAAGAUGGAGUGCGUGCGCAUCUACCAGAAGGCGGGCCGCAACCAGGAGGUGGUGGCGCUGGCCGAGAAGCUCAUGGGCCAGGACGUGUUCCUGCUGAACCAGGCGCUGGCCAGCGCCAUCCAGGCCUGCGCGUCGCUGGGCCAAGUGGACAAGGGCUUCCAGUUCUUCGACGCAGCGGUCAAGCGCGGCUCCAUCCCCAACCUGAGCGUGUACUCGGCGCUGCUCGCCGUCGCGGGCGCGGCGGGGGACCCGCAAAAGGUGCAGGGCGUGCUGGACCAGAUGCAGGAGGCGGGCGUCGAGAUGAACGACAUCACGUUCCACAACUUGAUGAGUGCCUACGCGCGUGGCGGCCACGUGACGGAGGCGUUGGCGCUCUUCGACAAGAUGCAGAAGCAGGGCAUCCCGUCGGACGAGCACACGUACGCGAUCCUGAUGGACGCGCACGCGGAGAGUGGAGACUUUGACGGAGCCAAGACGCUCAUGGACGAGCUGAAGAAGACCACGCUCGAGCCCAACUUGGUGCACUACAACAUCCUGCUCAAGGCGUGCGGCAAGGUGAGCAACUUGACGUCGGCGUUCCAGCUGUACGAGGAGAUGAAGGAGCGCAAAAUCAAGCCGGACCUGGUGACAUUCAUCACUAUGAUGCACGCUGUCUACCACGGCGAGCUGGGAGCAAUCGACCAGAAGAAGGUGAAGGCGGCCCUCAUCGGCAUGGGCUUCAUGGGCGCAGCGUUCGUCCCGUUCAUCAACUACGAGGAGUACAUGAUGACGACGCUCUUCUGCGGCAGUCUCGUGGGAUCCAUGGGCUUGGCCGCGUACAUGAACCCGGACGGCGUCAUCCGCGCGCUGUACCCCAACACUGACGAGCCGCGUGAUGACACUAUUAUCGAGGCUUUCUUCCGACGACUGCGCGAGGAGGACCACUGCGGCAGAUCCAUGUACCUGUGGCGCGAGAUGCUCAAGUUCAACGUGCCUGCGGACCCGCGCGUGUACGACGUGCUGGUGCGCACCUGCGUACGCAAGCGCCACCCGGAGCUGGCCUACGAAGCGCUGUUUGAAGAGAAGCUGCCGCUUAUUGACAAGGAGGGAUCGUUUGUGAUCUCUCUUCCUACGACGCUGGGUCUGCUGCAUUCGCUACUGGCACAGAAGCGGGUUAACAUGGCGGACAAGCUGUACGACGCCGCUCGAAGCCACAACGUCUUCAACAAGGUUUUCACCGAGAAGGGCGACACGUAUGUGUACGAUAUGCGUUCGUUCUUGAACGAGCAGGUGCGCAGCUACACAAUCAUCAAGUUGCUCGAUGAGCUGCGAGCAAAGGUGGAUGCGUCGAAGGGCGAAUUUGUGGCCCCCAACGUUCAGUUCUUGGUCCAGCACGGAUACGAGCUGCUUGACCGCCUUGAUGCAGACAACUCCAGUCUGCGUACUCUGUUCUCGAUGGAUGAUAUGACGCGCGUGGGGGCAUCAGGCGAUAGCCGCACGUCCGCGCACUACUACUUCCGGCUGGCUAUUCCUACGGAGCGACUGCAGACAUAUUUCGAGACCACACCCGCGGACGCAGGCAAGGAGCGACGACUCUGAGACCGCUGCGAGGUGGCAGCAGGAGCUUCUCAGGAAGUUUUGAUUCACAUUUGACGAUACGGCGUUCCAGGAACCCCACUUCACAGAAUAGAUCCUUCGGGCAGACUGUGCUCGAUUUACUUCCCCCAC
Messenger RNA from Phytophthora sojae, 2138 nucleotides. RefSeq lists its product as hypothetical. Gene Ontology annotation, molecular function: protein binding. The record is from RefSeq and is a predicted model, not a curated record. Bases 99 to 2009 code for a protein of 636 amino acids. NCBI's taxonomy places the organism in Eukaryota, Oomycota, Peronosporomycetes, Peronosporales, Peronosporaceae. The transcript has 2 exons.